CCGUCGACAAACGAGGAAGCCACGCGCAAGGAGGAAAAUUGAUUUCGAAUCUUGUUUUUCUGUCAAGAUUACGUAAAUUAAGUAUGCGGCAUGAGUAUCGCAACUUCCGAUAAACGGAAAUAACGAUGACUUGAAUAGAUAGCGAGAGGCGUCGAUCGAUCAUCCGGUGUUAUCGCGCGGAGAUCGGAAAUUACAGCUAGUAUUUCAGAAGCCGUGUCUCGUCACUUAAUUGCCGAUAGAGACGAUAGACCUGGGAAGUAAACUGUAAGAGUAAUGAGGAAAACACUUCUCUCACAUUUCAUCUUAAAAAAGUAGCCAAUACCAGAGUCCAAAAACAAUGACAGGAUCUUGACAGAUAUUUAAUUAAGUGGGGAAAGAGAAUCUUCAAAUCUUUGUAAAUCGUUUAACGAAUAUUUGUAAGGUGUUACUUUUGGGACACCCUGUAUAAUUCGGAAAGAGGAACAGGCUCACAACAAGCUGCCGUAUCACUGCCGGCGCCGGUAAUGUAUAUCAGAGCACGUCUCCGUUGCAGAGUGCCUAAAACACACGGUUAUCAAAUGGAUAUCGUGUGGUGUUCCUGAAAGAGGUAAAUCGCAGCCGAUCGUCGAUGUGGAAUUCGCCUCUUCGACGCCCAACGAGAAUCGAAUUCCACGGAGUGGGGCUACGCGCGGUUCACGUCUCGCAGGGAACGCGCGUGACACGUAGAUUGUUUGCAUGUGCACAGGCAGAUCGGCGAUAGCGUGGCAUAUGUUCCGUUGAAGCGAGAGCCGGCGUAUACGACUUCGAAAGCAAGAGUGAUGGGAAUCGACGGUAUGAGAGUCGGCGGAGGCAGAUGUCCGCCCCUCCUGGUCGGAGGACUCCUACUGGCAUGCCUCAUGCUCGUCUGCAGCUGGUGGACCUUGUCUUCCGAGAAUCUGGAGCUCGUUAGGCAGAUCGACGAUCUGAACGAGCAACUCAAAAUUAGUGCUGAAGAAAGGGAUCAGUGUGUAACGUUGCGUGGUAACUUGGAACAAAGAUUCAAACACACAGAAGAUGAGUUGGCUUCCUUGCAUGUCCGUUUGGAGCAGCAGAUUGAUCUUAAAAAGAAAAAUGAAGAACUCGAGGACUCGGUUACUAUGUGUAAAAGUGAACUAGACUCAUUAAACAAAUUGGACGCCACGAAAACUGCAACAUUAGAAACAUUGAGAUUAGAAAAGGAUACAAUUAAUACUCAAUUAGAUGCAAAGAGGGAUGAAAAUAAAAAACUACAAGAGGAAAUAGAUAGAAUUAAAGGAGAAGUAGAUCAACUUAAACUUAGUUGCAACUCGCUAUCUGAGAAGAAAGAAACUCCAAAUCUCGAGCCACCAACGACAGUGGUCAUUAACAAGUCACAAUUGCAUCCGGUACCGAAGUCUGCUGUAAGAAUAUCCGUAGCUGGUCAGCGAGGUUUGAAGUUCCAUGGAAUUCCGAUCCUACCAACAAAUCCACCUGGUGCUGUGCGCCAAACUCCUCGUUUCUCAGUGACUAUGCCAAAGAAAGUUGAAACGGAAUCGAAAAUCAAUCACACACCGAACUAUGCCUCAGAGCAGGAUACCUCAGUUGCCAAUGACUUGGAAGAUCCUGAAAAUCGUGCACGUGAUAACAAUGGAGAUGACACACAAAACACAGAAGGGACUAUGCUACUUCCAGAAAAUUAUGAGGCAGAAGAUAAAGUGCAGGAUACCACAAAAAAACCAGAAGACAAAUUUAUAUAGUAUCGCGCAUUAUAACUUAGAAAUAAAUAAUACAGACUUGCAAAAUGCAAGCAAAAAGAUUUGGAUCAUAUAAUGAAUUUUUUAACUAUAAUGCAUUGUGUAAAAUAUUAUACUCAUUUAAUUAUAUCGUACACACAGUCUUAAUUAUUCUCAUGAUACAAAUAUUUUUUACACAUUAUUAUCUUAAAAUAUAUACUUUUUUAAAAUAGGUUUUUUUGUAUUAGAAGAUGAAACUACAAAAUAAUGUACGGAUGUGCCAAAAUAAGUUGGUCGGUUUUGUACAUUUGUGGCCAUAUGAAAAAUUAUAUAUUUAUAUAAUAUCUAAGCGAAUUAUACUGUGAUCUGAAAAUAAAUAUCAACAAAAUUAUACUCAAUAUUUAGAUAUAAGACAUUUGCAAUAAUUUUUUGAUAAGACAUUGUUUUAUAUUACUUAAAAGAAAAAAUAAAUAAGGCUAUGCGAUAAAUUAUAAAUGUAUUACAUAAAAAUAAAGAUGAGCAAAGCCUUUAAUUAUUAUUUUUAUCUGACUUUGUUGCCAAAGUUUUAUUAUAUAAUGUUAUAAGAUUGACAACAAACAAUAUAUUUGGUUAAAAAAAUAUUGCAAUUUCUUUUGAAGAUGAUGAUUUAAAAUUAUAGUACAUUUUUAAUAAUGAAAAUUAUUUAGGCAUGACAUUGAUUAAUUAUUUCAAGUUUCAUCUCUUCAUAUUACAUACCUUUUAUUGUAAAAUUCUUUUAUAUGAUGUGAAAUAUAUUAGUUUUGUAUGAGUGUAUAUCCAAAAUAUACUCAGCUUACAUAAAA
Molecule: messenger RNA, 2530 nt
Organism: Pogonomyrmex barbatus (red harvester ant)
Lineage: Eukaryota; Metazoa; Arthropoda; Insecta; Hymenoptera; Formicidae
Source: RefSeq, a predicted model, not a curated record